Botrytis deweyae is the source of this 642-nucleotide messenger RNA. RefSeq lists its product as uncharacterized. The record is from RefSeq and is a predicted model, not a curated record. NCBI's taxonomy places the organism in Eukaryota, Fungi, Ascomycota, Leotiomycetes, Helotiales, Sclerotiniaceae. The coding region runs from base 1 to 642 and encodes 213 amino acids. The transcript has a single exon.
AUGGAGGAUCCAACUCCUGCCACAGGAAUGGAUGAUGUCAAGCUCCAGUCGAUAAUUGCCAGUAUCCCAGAAGCUUUCAGGCUACAUGGUAUUUGGGAGCCUGAUGACGGCUCCUCCGAUGAAAAUUCUUCCGAUUCCGAGGACAUGUUUUCUGACACCGGAUCCGAAGAUUGUGAUGAAGAGACUGAGGAGGGUAAAGAUAUGAAUGACACCAACGGUAACGAGGAAAACAACAACGACGAUGAAGAAGGUGACGACGAUGAUAAUGAGGAGGAUGAAGAAGAUGACAACGAUGCUGUUGAUGAUAGUGAAGAGGACGAAGACGGCGACAACGCGGAAAGUGGUGCAGAAGACAAUGAUGAAGAAGGCGGUCCUCCAAUCGUCCUCUUCAAUGUGCGUUUCGAUGAUCGCCUUCUGUGUGAGAGUGAAACAAAUGUCGAAGAGCAUGAUGAAUGUCCAAAUAGCAUUCUACGCGCUCAUAUGUGGGGUGCUCGUUCGAGACUACACUUAGGCCACCACAAAAUGGGAUUCCUCUCGCAACUCGCUCAGGUUUGUGUUCGUUCCAAGUUGCACAAUUGUAAAACGAAGAAGUGCAAGGAGACGAGAGAGGCCAUGGCCAAGUGGGCACCGGAUUGCAACUAG